UUAAUGGUGGCAGCAGAGGGACCCUGCAUGCUCUCCCCCAACCCCACCUUCCCUCCUAUCUCCUCUCACCUGCUUCUACCAGCCACCUCCUCAUGGUGGCAUGCCGUGGGGGGAGGGCGACUCAGGGGAGGUAAUAUCUGGGGCAUGGGCAGAACCAAGAUGCUGGUGUGUCGGUAUUUGGCACUCCAGAUCGGAGUGUCUUCAGAUUUGGAAUUUCGUGCUUGUGAGCAGCCAUGGUUUUGA
Messenger RNA from Closterium sp. Naga37s-1, 243 nucleotides. The record is from the annotation of a GenBank genome assembly. Lineage: Eukaryota; Viridiplantae; Streptophyta; Zygnematophyceae; Desmidiales; Closteriaceae.